AUGGCAUGCAGUUCAAUUGUUAGACAAAAUAUAAAUGUUAGACCUAUAAAAUUUGAUUGGAGUAUAAAAGGCUAUCAUGUUUUUCGUUUGCGGCCACAUGUUGAGAUUCCAUUGAAUGUUGAAUUGGAGGUUAACAAUCCAUAUGAUCCACAUGCAAUGAAGGUGUCAGUUCCAACACUGCAGCACAUCCCUCAGCAUCUUCAUGAUUCUGUAACAAAAGAUGGUAAUCCACCACAAAAUAUUUGCUGCUUUUCUGCCAACAUGGCCAAGCACAUGACAUUGGGCUUUAAUGAUACAUUAUGUAAUACCUUCAGUAGUCCCGGUUUCUUUAUAUUCAGUAGAUUAUUCAUUAUGUUCAGUAAACAAGUAGGGAGAGUACCAGCAAAUCUGUGUAAGGCCUUUCAUCUGUUGACAACAAGGGGUUAUGUUGAAAAUAUAACAUGUAGAUACACUGGGGAAGCAACUGUGUCAACAAGACGACUCUCCCACCAGCAAUUUAGACGCAGAAGAGGCAACGAAAUACAUGACCAAACAGGAGGGGGAGCAGAUUUAAAAUGCCACUAUGUUAUUCAGAUAAAGAAGGAAUAUUUUGAACAUGCCAUGCACAUUAUUGAAGAAUGUGUGACUCAUGAAGACUUACAACAAAGACUAUUAAACGUCACGCAAGCUGUUCCUACAACCCCUACGAUUUGA
Mytilus trossulus (common blue mussel) is the source of this 693-nucleotide messenger RNA. RefSeq lists its product as uncharacterized. The transcript is spliced from 3 exons. The record is from RefSeq and is a predicted model, not a curated record. Lineage: Eukaryota; Metazoa; Mollusca; Bivalvia; Mytilida; Mytilidae. The coding region runs from base 1 to 693 and encodes 230 amino acids.